AUGCCUGCAGUGCUAUCCAAGAACAGAACGCUUUUCGCUUAUUUGGGCAGUCAUCGCAGCAGUGGGGAUCAUGGAAAUGUUGAGAAAUACCUGAUUGAAACGAUGUUCGUUAAUUUCUACUAUGAUACUUUUAAAAUAUCUAAAGGACAUGACAUGGCUUUACUGCAAUUAGCGAAACCUGCAGAUUUGAAUAAGGAGAUUAACUACGCCUGCAUAGCAACACAGCCUAUUGAAUUUGAACACAACACCCAAUGCUACGCUGUUGGUUGGGGUCAGAUGCCGAGCAGCUUUGAAAGCAAUACGGAAAUCAAGUCAUUCGACAUCUCCCACGGUCCGUUUAACUCAGAUGACACAGACGCCGAUUACGGGCUUUCGUCUAAAUUCAACAAGUCGGAGCCAGUUGAACUUCAGGAGAUCGUUCUGCCAUUAAUGAGUGCAAGCAAAUGUCUUAAGUACUAUCCAAAACAUCGAAAGGAAUCUCAACUUUGCGCAGGUUGGAAGUUGAAGGAUUCGUGUGAACGAGACUGCAGAAGUGGACUAUAUUGCAAGAUACCGUACACAAAUAAGUGGCUGCUAGCGGGUGUGAGAAACUACGGCACAGAAACUGAGUGCAAACCGGGUACUGGAAUAUACACAUCGGCACUUACAAGAAAUGAAUGGUUAUUUUCAACGGCGGAUAGAUUUGCUCGUUAUAUGUCGCUCCACAAUGGGUAG
Dicrocoelium dendriticum is the source of this 714-nucleotide messenger RNA. The record is from the annotation of a GenBank genome assembly. NCBI's taxonomy places the organism in Eukaryota, Metazoa, Platyhelminthes, Trematoda, Plagiorchiida, Dicrocoeliidae.